Messenger RNA from Penicillium vulpinum, 378 nucleotides. RefSeq lists its product as uncharacterized. Gene Ontology annotation, molecular function: protein-disulfide reductase [NAD(P)H] activity. Gene Ontology annotation, cellular component: cytosol. The record is from RefSeq and is a predicted model, not a curated record. Lineage: Eukaryota; Fungi; Ascomycota; Eurotiomycetes; Eurotiales; Aspergillaceae. Bases 1 to 378 code for a protein of 125 amino acids. The transcript has 2 exons.
AUGCCAAUCAUCAAGAAUUUCACACUGCCAAGCUCGGCGAAGAAGCUGGCAUUAAGCCCGAACUCAAAAUUAUUCAUUGCUUUCAUAUCUUCACCAGAUCCAAUUACCAAACAACCUUGGUGUCCAGAUGUACGGGAUGCUCUGCCACAUAUCAAUAACGCAUUUGCUGGAGAUGAUGCGCCGGCAUUAGCUAUUGUCGAGGUUGGACAAAAGCCCGAAUGGAAGGACCCUCAUAAUUUCUAUCGAACAACGUGGGACACUAAAAAUAUUCCCGCCCUGGUACGCUAUCAGCAAGUCAAUGGCGAGGUCACUGAGACGGGCAGAUUAGUGGAAGGAGAAAUUCUCAACAAGGAAAGACUCCUGGCCUUUAUCAUUUAA